CUCUUGGCCCCGCCCACUGCUUUCUGCGCCUCCAGUGCUGCUGGCCGGAGAUGGGGAGCGCGCGCACAGCAGCAUCACGUCCCCAAGACACGGGAUGAGUCUGGAAGGAAACAUUAAAACCUUUAACACCAAACAGGUGCACUGGAUCCGAAAUGGGAUAAAAGAUUCAAGCUGUUCACUGACGCCGGACUCGAGCGCUUAAACUCGUCCUUAAAACUCUCGUGUUUGGGCUUUUUAAAUAUUUCCUUUAUCUCUGCUGAUACAAAGGCUCUUUCAAGAGAAGCAGCACCUGGGAAUAAAACCGUACAAAUGCACAAGAGUGAACGGAACUGCGUUGUUUAAAAUAAAAGGGCAAAAAAAAAAAACCUGGAGUGACAAGUAAGUGAAGCGAGCAGGAUUAAAACACUUUCUUUGUUUUUUCUUCCUCUCUGUGUCCCCCUGCCAAGACGUCAGUCAUUGUGUCGACGCUGAUUUUUCUUCAUUCAUCUUCACCAGAGAAUUAAAAAAAAAAAAAAAACUGCGGAAAUAAUGCGCAAGAAACAUGAGCUUUAUUGCAGCUUUUUAUUCCCUUUCCUUUUUCUUUCUGACUGAGACGCAGUCUCUUGUUUAGAAUGGGAUUGCUGCGACAAGUGGCGUCAAUUAGGCUCCUGGUUUCCUAAAAGCCUGCGGGAUUUAACUGGACCUGGCCAUUGUUGUCUGUAGUGACACAGGGGUGUACUGCACUCGGACACGGUCCAAACGUGGCACCACACCAGCAGCCCCCCCUUGUGUGUGAACCAGGGUCAUAGGAAAUAAAUUAAGCACAGUAUGGUGGAGCCGGUGGGAUUCAUAGAGGCUUGGAAAGCACAGUUCCCAGAAUCUGAACCCCCCAAGAUGGAGCUGCGGUCCGUGGUAGGCAUUGAGCAGGAGCUGGAGAAGUGCAAAGCUUCGAUUAGACGCCUGGAGCAGGAGGUGAACAAGGAGCGCUUUCGCAUGAUCUACCUGCAGACCCUCCUGGCCAAAGAAAGGAAGAGCUACGACAAACAGCGGUGGGGCUUCAGGAAAACGCCGCUCAACGAGGGGGUAGAUCCUGCAGCGGUGCAGGGCGCAGAGUCCCAAUCCCAGCAGCCCCACAUGCAGGAGACUGGUGGGGUUGGCGUAGCUGGAGGAUAUAUUAGUGCAGGUGUUGGUGAUAGGAGUCGUUUUCAGCCGCUUGGAGAUGGAGCUGGCAGAUCCAAACCAAGACCUCCACCAGCCAGGAAAUCUGCCUCGCACGGCGAUAGCCUGGAGUCUGCGUUUGACGCCCCGCAGCAAGCUGAAUCGACUUCCUGCGACAACCUCGAUGGCCUCUCCCCGUCUAAGCAGAGGGGCGGCAUGUCUGUGUCACCCCGCAGACCUGCCCUUUCUCCCCCAGAAAAGGAGCUGCCCUCUGACCCCAAGGACAAGCUGGGGAUGGGACUUGGUGUGGCAGCACUUAGAUCCAACUUUGAAAGGAUCAAAAGGGCCAACUCUCACUCUACCGGUGAAGCAAAGGGAGGAGAGAGGCAGCUGCCCCCACCGCCACCACCGUUCUAUACCAACAUGGAGUUCCACCACGACAGGGGUUUAGUCCGAGUCAACGAUCGAGAUGUGUCCGAUAAGAUCAGCUCCCUGGGCACUCAGGCCAUGCAGAUGGAGCGAAAGAGAUCCCUCCACUCCCUUCCUGGUAAUCUUGCAACAGUGGCAGGUGAGCUCCGUGCCAGGCCAGUGUACAGAGGAAGGUCUACUGAGAGCACCUGCGGUUAUGAUGCAGAGUAUGAAGAUGGUGAGCCCAACCAGCGGCAUUCAGGGAGAGCCAAUGGUGGAAAACCCCCUCCUCCUCCCUGGCAACCUUCAGAGUUCCAGGCCUACUCCAGCGUCUAUGUUGGUGGGGUGAUGAUGGGUGAAGGUGGAAGUGGAGAUGGUAGAGGAGGAGGUAGUGGGGUCACGAUGAGAGACCAGAGCGGAGGUGAUGAUCACCUCCUGACCUGGCCCCGCCGUUCCUACUCUCCAGGUAGUUUUGAGGACACCGGAGGAGGCGGCGGCUACACGCCAGACUGCAGCUCUAACGAGAACCUGACAUCCAGCGAGGAGGACUUCUCCUCGGGCCAGUCCAGCCACAUCUCCCCGAGCCCAACCACAGCCUUCCGUCGACCGUUCAGAGAGAAGAGCCGCUCGCCGUCCCAGAAUUCCCAGAACUCUCAGCACUCCUACGAUAGCAGCAGCCCACCAACGCCACAAUCCCAGAAGCGCCACCACAGGCAGCAGGGAGGUCAUGUGGUCAUGUCUGAGGCCACUAUUGUGAGUGUUCGCAAGACUGGUCAAAUCUGGCCACCUGCUGCCCAUCAUGACCUCGUGCCCCACGGUAGAGCAUCUCAUGACAACAGUUACCAUGGAGACCACCUAGAUGGUCAUUUCACUGGAACCCCUCCAUCAUAUGGUUAUGAUGCAGAUCGGGCAGAGGAGCAGCGGCGGCACCAUGACAUCCUGCCGUACAUCGACGACUCGCCGUCGUCCUCGCCGCACCUCAGCUCCAAGAGCCGGAGCAGCCGAGACACUCUGUCAUCCGGAUCUCUGGAGUCCUCCAAGUCGACUGAAUGUGACCUGGAAAAAGGUUUGGAGACGAGGAAGUGGGUCCUGUCCGGGAUCUUGGCUACAGAAGAAACAUAUCUCAGUCACUUAGAGGCUCUGCUGCUGCCCAUGAAACCUCUGAAGGCUGCUGCUACGACAUCACAGCCCGUGCUCACCGUGGCCCAAAUAGAAACCAUCUUUUUCAAAGUGCCUGAGCUCUACGAGAUUCAUAAAGAGUUCUACGAUGGACUUUUGCCUCGCGUCCAGCAGUGGAGCCACCACCAGAGAGUCGGGGACCUUUUCCAGAGGCUGGCUAGCCAGCUAGGAGUUUAUCGGGUGUUCCUGGACAACUACGAGCUGGCUGUGGAGACGGCGGAAAAGUGCUGCCAGGCCAAUGCGCAGUUUGCUGAAAUCUCUGAGAACCUGAAGGUGAGGAGCCCAAAGGAUUGUAAGGAAACAGCCAAGAACUCUCUAGAAGCUUUGCUGUAUAAACCAGUGGACCGAGUGACCCGCAGCACAUUGGUGUUACAUGAUUUACUCAAACACACACCCACCAGCCACCCAGACCACCCGCUCCUGCAGGACGCCUUGCGGAUCUCUCAGAACUUUCUGUCCAGCAUCAACGAGGAGACGUCAAGGCGUCAGUCCACAUCUGUCAGGAAAGGAGAGAGCCGCCAACUGUUGAAGGACAGCUUCAUGGUGGAGUUGGUGGAGGGAACCAGGAAGCUGCGACACGUCUUCCUCUUUACGGACCUGCUGCUCUGCGCCAAGCUGAAGAAACAAAUGGGAGGUAAAAACCAGCAGUACGACUGCAAGUGGUACAUCCCCCUGACCGAGCUGACCUUCCAGGGUCUCGAGGAGACGGAGCCUCUCACGGUCCCCCAAGUCCCAGACGAAGAGCUUGACGCCAUCAAGGUCAAGAUCUCACACCUCCGCAGUGAGAUUCAGAGGGAGAAGAGAGCCAACAAGGGUUUAAAAGUUAUCGACCGCCUCCGGAAGAAACUAUACGAGCAGGAGUCUUUGCUGCUGCUGACGUCUCCGAGCAUGCCCCUCAGACUCUACAACAGGAACGGAAAGAGUUACAGCUUCCUGAUUUCAUCGGAUUAUGAACGUGCGGAGUGGAAGGAGAACAUCAAGGAGCAGCAGAAAAAAUGUAUUAAAACACCCUCCUUGACUUCCAUGGAGCUGCAGAUGUUAACCAGCUCUUGUCUCAAACUUCAAACCGUUCACCACAUUCCACUUAGUAUCGAUAAAGAAGGUAAAGAGGAUGAAUCCUCUGGUCUCUUCGGGUCCCUGAAUGUAAUUGUCCAUUCUGCCUCCGGCCUCAAACAGAGCUUAAAUCUCUAUUGCACAUUGGAGGUGGACUCCUUCGGCCUCUUUUCAAAUAAAGCUAAGACGAGAGUGUAUCGGUACACCACCGAACCCAAAUGGAACGAGGAGUUUGAGAUCGAGCUGGAGGGCUCUCAGACCCUGAGGUUGCUCUGCUACGAGAAGAGUUACAACAAGACCAAGCAGAACAAAGAAGACGGAGAGAGCACAGACCGUAUCAUUGGGAAAGGACAGAUACCGCUCGACCCCCAGACUCUUCAAGGCAAAGACUGGCAGAGAACAGUUAUUCCCAUGAAUGGGGUUGAAGUGAAACUAUCCAUAAAGUUCACCAGCAGAGAGUUCAGCCUGAAGAGGAUGCCUUCAGAGAAACCCCUGGGGGUGUUUGGAAUAAAGAUCUCCACAGUGACCAAGCGAGAACGCUCUAAGGUGCCCUACAUCGUCCGUCAGUGCCUGGAGGAGAUCGAGAGGAGAGGCAUGGAGGAAGUGGGAAUAUACCGUGUGUCAGGGGUGGCCACUGAUAUUCAGGCCCUGAAGACCGCCUUUGAUACCAAUAACAAAGAUGUGUCGGUGAUGAUGAGCGAGAUGGACGUCAACGCCAUCGCCGGCACUCUAAAGCUGUACUUCAGAGAGCUGCCAGAGCCCCUCUUCACUGACGAGCUCUACCCUAACUUUGCAGGAGGCAUCACCCUCACUGAUAGUGUUGCCAAAGAGAGCUGUAUGUUGAACUUGCUGCUGUCGCUGCCAGAACCCAACCUGGUCACGUUCCUUUUCCUUUUGGAUCACCUAAAGAGGGUGGCAGAGAAGGAAAGUGUCAACAAGAUGUCUCUUCACAAUCUGGCGACGGUUUUCGGGCCCACUUUGCUCAGGCCAGCAGAGAAGGACAGCAAGAUCCCUACUAACCCCACACAACCCAUCAGCAUGGGGGACAGCUGGUCCUUGGAGGUUAUGGCACAAGUCCAGGUGCUGCUGUAUUUCCUGCAGCUGGAGACAAUCCCCACUCCGGACAGUAAACGGCAGAGCAUCCUCUUCUCCACUGAAGUGUAGAGCUGACGUUCAGUUUGUGUGACCAUCAGGGUGCUCAAAGGGGACGGACCCUGGCUCAAAGUGAGCCGACUAGUUUGUUUUUGAAUUGA
Nematolebias whitei (Rio pearlfish) is the source of this 5030-nucleotide messenger RNA. RefSeq names its product BCR activator of RhoGEF and GTPase (gene bcr). The transcript has 23 exons. Gene Ontology annotation, molecular function: guanyl-nucleotide exchange factor activity; protein serine/threonine kinase activity; GTPase activator activity. Gene Ontology annotation, cellular component: membrane. Bases 808 to 4941 code for a protein of 1377 amino acids. NCBI's taxonomy places the organism in Eukaryota, Metazoa, Chordata, Actinopteri, Cyprinodontiformes, Rivulidae. The record is from RefSeq and is a predicted model, not a curated record. Gene Ontology annotation, biological process: protein phosphorylation; positive regulation of GTPase activity; intracellular signal transduction.